This is a messenger RNA of Penicillium canariense, 1479 nucleotides long. Its product is annotated as putative diacylglycerol O-acyltransferase (DgaT). The record is from RefSeq and is a predicted model, not a curated record. Gene Ontology annotation, molecular function: diacylglycerol O-acyltransferase activity. NCBI's taxonomy places the organism in Eukaryota, Fungi, Ascomycota, Eurotiomycetes, Eurotiales, Aspergillaceae. Gene Ontology annotation, cellular component: endoplasmic reticulum membrane. The transcript is spliced from 4 exons. The coding region runs from base 1 to 1479 and encodes 492 amino acids. Gene Ontology annotation, biological process: triglyceride biosynthetic process.
AUGGCUUCGCAGACGGAGGCUGUGACCACCGCUCAUGAACACUCCAGUCCUUCUGUCAACGGAUUCUCCGAGAACAAAGCGGAGGCCACGACAGCGCCCACGCCCAAGAAACGACCUAGCAAGUACCGCCAUGUCGCAGCUUACCAUGCGCAGCUGCGGCAGUCGAGUCUCAGUCGAGAUUCUGAGACUACACCCAGCUUCCUCGGGUUUAGAAACCUGAUGGUACUGGUGCUCGUGGCCAUGAAUCUUCGAUUGAUCAUUGAGAAUUUCAUGAAAUAUGGCGUCUUGAUCUGCAUCAAGUGCCACGACUAUCGCAAGCAGGACAUCAUCCUCGGCUCCGUCCUGUUUGCUCUUGUCCCAUGCCACCUCUUUCUGGCAUAUGCCAUCGAGCUCUCUGCAGCGGGUGCUGCGAAGCAGACAGUCGGUCGGCAGAAAAAGACAGUCGAAGAAAAGGAGCGUGACCAGCAGGCCUUUCGAUCCACCUGGCGCUACACGGCCCUGCUUCACAGCUUGAACGCCUCUAUUUGCCUUGCUCUUACGAGCUUCGUAGUGUACUUUUAUAUCCACCACCCGGGAAUUGGCACCCUCUGCCAGCUGCACGCGAUCAUUGUGUGGUUGAAGAACUGCUCCUACGCAUUCACGAACCGCGAUCUGCGUCUCGCCUACCUCAAUCCCUCCGCAGACCCCGGCCUGCCCGAGAUCUACUCGACCUGUCCAUACCCCAGAAACGUGACCCUCAAGAACCUGGCAUAUUUCUGGAUGGCACCGACGCUAGUUUACCAGCCCGUCUACCCACGGACCGCCUCAAUCCGCUGGUCUUUUGUCGCGAAGCGGCUGGCGGAGUUUGUCGGCCUUUCGGUUUUCAUCUGGCUUCUCUCGGCACAGUACGCGGCGCCCGUUCUCCGCAACUCGAUCGACAAGAUUGCGGUCAUGGACAUUGCAUCCAUCCUGGAGCGUGUCAUGAAGCUCUCCACCAUCUCGCUCAUCAUCUGGCUCGCCGGGUUCUUCGCGCUCUUCCAGGCCCUGCUCAACGCCCUGGCUGAAGUGAUGCAGUUUGGAGACCGUGAGUUCUACACCGACUGGUGGAACAGCUCUAGUCUGGGUGGGUACUGGCGGUCGUGGAACCGCCCAGUGUAUCUGUUCAUGAAGCGGCAUGUGUACUCGCCGCUUGUCGGCCGCGGCUGGAGUCCUCUGGCAGCGAGUGGGAUGGUCUUCGCACUGUCUGCUAUUCUACAUGAAAUGCUGGUGGGCCUUCCCACCCAUAAUUUUAUCGGCGUUGCUUUCUUCGGCAUGAUGUUCCAACUGCCGCUCAUUGCCCUCACGGCGCCCUUGGAGAAGAUGAGCGGCCCGCAGGGUAAGACUAUCGGAAAUUGCAUCUUCUGGGUUAGCUUCUGCUUGGUCGGCCAGCCACUCGGGGCGCUACUAUACUUUUUUGCCUGGCAGGCCAAGUACGGCAGUGUUAGUCGAAUGGGCGUUUAA